GGAGUUGAGUGUGGUCGGAAUGUGUGCGAGCUGAUUGUCAGAUGUAGGAGAUGGAUUAAGAUGUGCGGAUGAAAAACUAUUGCAUAAAGGAUUGGUCAUCGCUCUCCCAGCCUUUGCCACCUCGAGCAUGUUCCCCUGCCUGGCACACAGAUCAUGGCAGGUCUUCUGCAGGCUCUAUUUGCAAAAGCAGGCCCAUCUGUCUCAAUUACCACUCAAAGUAACACGGCCAUGCCAUGGAUGGCGAAUGGGGGGUAAGAGCCACAGCCUGUGGUUGUGUUUCCCUGACCACCGAGGUACCUCUUUCACAUGGGCACGGGUUCAUUACUAUUCCGCUGAUGGCAGCAAUAAAGGUGGACCGGCACGACUACCAGGCCCUGAUGGGACUAGCCCCCCUGACAGAGUGUUCACUGCCCAGGCUUCCAAAGAGCCAUCUGAUCCCAAAUAUCAGGCUCUGGCAAAAGUAGAGGCUAUUCAAGUGAAAGUCAGGGCAGUGCUGAAGAAGAGAGAAUACGGAUCCAGAUACACCCAGAACAACUUCAUCACUGCGGUCAGAGCCAUGAACGAGUUUUGCCUCAAACUUAGUGACCUGGAGCAGCUGAGGAAGAUCCGUCGACGUAGCCCUCAUGAUGACACAGAGGCUUUCACAGUCUUUCUACGCUCAGACGUCGAGGCCAAGGCCCUGGAUGUGUGGGGCAGCAUGGAAGCACUUGCACGAGAGAGGAAACACAGAAAAGAGGAGGAGAUGGAGUACAAGGAAAAUCUAUUCCGAAAUCAGCAAUUGUUGAAGGAAUACAAAGACUUCUGGGGAAACACAAAGCCUCGGUCAGGCAAGAGGACAACUUUCCUCCAGGGGCCAGGAAAGGUGGUGAUGGUAGCUAUAUGCAUAAAUGGGCUGAAUUUCUUCUUCAAACUCCUGGCAUGGGUUCACACUGGAUCAGCCAGCAUGUUCUCAGAGGCAAUCCACUCCCUGGCUGAUACAGCUAACCAGGCUCUGCUUGCCCUGGGCAUCAUCCAGUCUGUGCGUAACCCAGACCCCAUCCACCCGUACGGCUUCACCAACAUGCGCUACAUCUCCUCCCUUAUCAGCGGAGUGGGCAUUUUCAUGAUGGGUGCCGGCCUGUCUUGGUACCAUGGCAUUAUUGGACUUUUGCACCCUCAUCCAAUCGAGUCACUGAUCUGGGCCUACUGUAUUUUGGCUGGAUCUCUGGUUUCUGAAGGAGCAACACUGCUGGUGGCCAUUAACGAAAUCAAGAAGAGCGCUCACAAGCAAGGAGCAUCUUUUUACGAUUAUGUAAUGCAGAGCCGAGACCCCAGCACCAAUGUGGUCCUGCUGGAGGAUGCUGCAGCUGUUCUGGGCGUGGUCCUGGCUGCUGGCUGUAUGGGCUUGACCUCGCUCACAGGAAACCCGUACUACGACAGCCUGGGCUCUCUGGGCGUGGGCACGCUGCUGGGCACUGUCUCUGCUUUCCUCAUCUACACCAACACACAGGCUCUGCUGGGUCGAUCCAUCCAGGCUGAGCACAUGCAGAAGCUGACUGAGUUUCUGGAGAGUGACCCUGCCGUGAGGGCAAUUCACGACGUGAAGGCCACAGAUAUGGGACUGAGUAAGGUGCGAUUCAAGGCAGAGGUGGACUUUGACGGGAGGGUGGUGACGCGCUCGUACCUGGAAAAGCAAGACAUUGAGCAGAUCCUCACUGAGAUUCAGCAGGUGAAGACUCCAGAGGAGCUGGAGGCCUUUAUGUUGAAGCAUGGGGAGAACAUUAUAGACACCCUGGGAGCAGAGGUGGACCGCCUGGAGAAAGAGCUUAAGCAACGCAAUCCAGAGGUGCGGCACGUGGAUCUGGAGAUCCUCUGAGGCAGUGAACCUGGCUCUGGGCAGGGGGCGAGGGGGCAGGGGGGGUAGUUCAGGAAGCAGAGCCAGCAUGAACACGGCACUGAAGGAGGCGCAGAUGAUCUGGCCCUGGAGCAGCCAGUUCAGACCCACCCAGACGAAGUCGUACCCAGGAGCAGCCCAGUGUCUUCCGAGCACUCCCCAGAGCAUCGUUUCAGUCUGUUUCGUAAGCCUACGAUGCAGAAACUGUACAUCAUCAUCCGCUGGAUGCAAAACAGUCAUACGUGAAAUAUGGUGGUCUGUUCUGAGCUUUAUCAGUGAGCCAGUGCUCACAAACUAGGCUCACAAACUAGGCUCACAUGUACACUAGUGCUGAUGUAAAAUCAGCUCUUUCAUGUCUAUUUAUAUAGUGUUUAGUAAGGUGUGAAUUGCAAAAGCUCAUCCUUAAACAUUUCACUAAGAUGAUACAUGGCUAGAUUUAUUUAAUUCUUAAAUCAGAAAUAAAAACCUAUUAUCCUAUUGGCUAUCCUUACCUUCUGGGUGAGGUUCUCUGAGAAAACGCCUUCUGUAAUAUUCACCUCAUGAGCAUCUGCAAACACUUUCUUAUAAUGUACUUGGUGAAUCACUAAAUGAAGCAAAUAAUUGUCUUGGUAAUAAUGAGAGUCCUGCCUUUUGACCAGUAAAGGAUCAGUUUCUCAAAUUGGUUGCUCUCCAAGCAAAAGUUCUUUAUUCCAGAAGUGUCCAGUUCACUAUGCAGACUGAUACAGAGUGCAAGGAUGAGUAUUUUGCACCUACAUGGCACAAAAUAUUUGAAGACUUAGGGAAGAAAUGUUUGUCUUUUUGAAAGCAUAUGCUUUUAUAGUGUGUGUGUGUGUGUGUGUGUGUGUCGAUAGAUAGAUAGAUAAUUGCACAUUUUUCUUCAAGAGCUCAUGAGAAUUAUCUGACGAUAGUUGUGUUAUGCUGUCUCAAUGAAAGAGGUGUACCGAUUCAUUUAUUGGUCACGGUUAUUAAUUUUAUGAAGAUAAAAGGCAUGUGCUGGUAGUUUCAUGAAAGAGGUAUGAUUAGUUUUUGGCUACUGAACUCAUUGGAUAUAUUAAGACAAGUAUUGUGAGAUGAGAUUAGAACAGGGGUGUCAGUGUCUGUUCUGGAGGGCUAGAGUCCAGCAAAGUGUAGCAAUUGCUUUGCUCAGACACCUACUAAACUUGGCAAUUGAUUAAUGAGUUGAAUCAGAUGUGUUUAAUUAAUAUCAGUUAAUGUAGUACUAUGACGUUAAGCCCUGCUAUUAGAGGGCCAGAGCACUGUGCUUUGGUGAUUGACCUGCUUAAACACACCUGAGUCAACUCAUCAAUGAAUUGCCAGGUUUAGUAGGUGUGUCUGAGCAGAGCAAUCGCUAAACUUUGCUGAACUCCAGCCCUCCUGGACCAGACAUUGACACCCCUUGAUCAGAAUGUACUGCAAGCUGCUUUCAAUCACUUAUUAUUAUUAUUAUUAUUAUUAUUAUUAUUAUUAUUAUUAUUAAACAUUUCUCACAGGUGUCCAUUUCAUUUGCAGUUUAUCAUGUCAUUUUGACUGCUGAUCUAAAUUCACCCUUCUGCUCAACUCUUCCCCUUAUCAACAUCAGUCAUCACAUGAAAUAUGAAAGUCAGAGCUGAGCCUAGCACAGCACUCUUAAGGUUCAUGUUUUGAUGCAUACAGUAUUUAGGUACACACUAAAUCAUAAUGCAACUGACAAGGUGCCAAAAGGUCUUGAAUCAAAAUCUGCAAUAAAAUGUCUAUGGAGACAAUCCUGAGAUCUCAACACAGAUGUCAGUUAAAGUAGCAUCAGUGUACGCUGCACAACUGAUGGGGUGGUCUUUUGUUAUCAUGUUCAGAACAUGCCGAUUUGGCACCCUCUCCUCAUCCUGCUAACAACAUUAACAUGGUGCUAACAAUUUCUCUUGUGGGUAUACAUUAAAAGUGCCAUUGAUCGUGUUCUGUUUGCGGCCAUGGUGUGUAUGAACAAAGCAGCUUGUUUAUCAAUUAACAGCCAAGUCCAAAGCAGCUGUGUCUCUCCAUUGUAAAUGAUCGGGUUACGGAAAUGACUGCGCUUUUCAAAUUGUGUUAUGUGGCAGUGCUUACAUAAACGUCAGAAAAAGAACCCCCAGGAGCAAAUGAGUUUUUCAUCUGUACCUAUUACUCUUGUUUUGGUUAAUUGAAAAGGUGCUCUCGCGUUACCUUGUUGUCUCCCAUGCUGCUGUGAAGUCAAAUGCUCCAGCUGUGCUUAGUACUAGAUGAUGCAUCUGUAGAACUACAUGUUCCUCCCUAUUGACUCCGUGUUAUAUUUUCCAGACAAAUAAGUUUGAACUAAUACGCCUGUAAGCUUAGUUUAAAUGCUUACUCGGUGGAAGCUGACGGCUGGUUAUCCUAAAGGUUCUUUGUAAAUGUUGAUCAAAUCUCACAAUGCAUUUUGGAUAGAUUAAUGGCUCUCUAAAAGAAGCGUAAUAAAAUUAAGUUUAUUUAUUGAAUCA
This is a messenger RNA of Electrophorus electricus (electric eel), 4338 nucleotides long. It is a transcript of the gene slc30a9, whose product is annotated as solute carrier family 30 member 9. Lineage: Eukaryota; Metazoa; Chordata; Actinopteri; Gymnotiformes; Gymnotidae. Gene Ontology annotation, molecular function: monoatomic cation transmembrane transporter activity. Gene Ontology annotation, cellular component: membrane; endoplasmic reticulum. The record is from RefSeq and is a predicted model, not a curated record. Gene Ontology annotation, biological process: transmembrane transport; zinc ion transport; intracellular zinc ion homeostasis.